AUGUGCCUGCCCUGGUGGCUGUCGCUUGCCAGUGUCCCAAGACACAGUUUUUUGCGGCGGGACGAAACUCAACCCCGUAAUCCUCUAGUACCACUUGCACCAAACGAAAACCAGCUACAACAAUCACCUGCUGUUGGCGGCAGAAGUACGGAUCUAACUGUUGGUGGAUACGCGGUCCCAUCUACACUUGAUACCGGUGGCGGAAAUGGUUUAAGUCAAAACCCGACAAACUCUGCGUCCAAUGAUAAUUACGAAGACUCUCUUCGUGUACCCCGUACCACCGACAGUGGCAAUAGCAACCCAGCCCUUACUGAUACUAAUGGUGGAUAUGGGAGGCCAAUCAGAUCAGAUAACAGAACUGGACGAGAAAAUUAUACUCUAUCAGUAUCUCUAUCUCAGCCAUCGACUUAUGGCCAGACUAGGGCGAAUGUUCAAAAUGUCAAUCCGAAGAUUUCUGGUACUGAUAAAGAAUCGGAAGACACCCCUUCUCGAUCUACAUCUGCACUCGGCGGGACCAGAAGCACAUCAACCGCUGUUGGUGGGAACGAUUUGACGGCAAAUCCGACCGCUUCCAAUGGUCACGGUGGGUAUGGCACCACAAGCGAAUCUGGCAGUAGUAUUUACACAAAUUCUCAAGGUGGCUCGACCAAUGUUGGUGGAAAUGGUUUGAAUGCCAAUCCAACCACCUCUGGCACUAUCGACGACCCGGACUAUCAGGAAGAUUCCACAACUACACCGGGCAGUGUCAGUGGUGCCAACGGAGUCCCAUCUCUGACUAACACUAACAGCGGAUAUGGGACUCCAAGCAGCAACCUCAAGUCUGGCAUUAAUAGUCAUGAAAAUUCACCAACUCUAGGCACAUCGACUAACGUUGGUGGAGAUGUUUUAAAUGGGCUUCCGACCUCCUCUAAUACUGGCGGUGUUUAUGGGACCCAAAGCAAAUCCGACAUGAAUAUGUAUACAACUUCUCCAACUCCAUCUAUACUCCGCGGCUCUCAAGGUCCAUCAACCCCUGUCGGUGGAAACGGUCUGAAUGCAAAUCCAUCAUCCUCUGACGCUGGUGACGACCUCGACACGAUCACACCGAGCAGUCUCGGUGGCGCCAACGGUAUCCCAACUGCUACCAACGCGAACGGUGGGUAUCAAAACCCAAGCAAACCCGGCAUUACUACGUAUGCUGUUUCUCCAUCUCCAUAUGUACCCGACAGCUCCAAAAGUACAGCGCCUGCUCUUGGUACAAAUGGGAUGACUAGCAAUUCAGCUACCUCUGACAUUGGUGAAGAAUCGGACGAGUUUGGAUCUCCAACCAGUAACAUCGGUGGUGGCAACAGCAACUCGGCUACUAACGUGAACAUCGGAUAUGGCGACCCAAGCAAAUCCGGCGCUGUGAAUUAUGGAACAAGUUCACCGAGCAGUCUCGGUGGUGCCAACGGUAUCCCAACUGCUACCAACGGGAACGGUGAGUAUCAAAACCCAAGCAAACCUGGCAUUGCUACGUAUGCUAUUUCUCCAUCUCCAUAUGUACCCGGCGGCUCCAAAGGUACAGCGCCUGAUGUCGGUGGAAAUGGGAUGACUAGCAAUUCAGCCACCUCUGACAUAGGUGGAGGAUCAAAAGCGUUGGGAUCUACAACCAGUAACAUCGGUGGUGGCAACAGCAACCCGGCUACUAACUUGAACAUCGGAUAUGGUGACCCAAGCAAAUCCGGCGCUGUGAAUUAUGGAACAAGUUCACCGAGCAGUCUCGGUGAUGCCAACGGUAUCCCAACUGCUAACAACGCGAACGGUGGGUAUCAAAGCCCAAGCAAACCUGGCAUUAAUACGUAUGCUAUUUCUCCAUCUCCAUAUGUACCCGGCGGCUCCAAAGGUACAGCGCCUGAUGUCGGUGGAAAUGGGAUGACUAGCAAUUUAGCCACCUCUGACAUUGGUGGAGGAUCAAAAGCGUUGGGAUCUACAACCAGUAACAUCGGUGGUGGUAACAGCAACCCGGCUAGUAACUUGAACAUCGGAUAUGGUGACCCAAGCAAAUCCGGCGCUGGUAUUUAUGGAACAAGUCCUUCAAACCCGACCAGCUUGAGUGGGGGAAGUGCAAUUCCAACUAGUAAUAACAUUAAUGGCAGAGGAGCUAGUGGCACUCAAGCAAGGAAUGCAACUACCACCACAACUCCGAGCACAACUCAGAAGCCACCGAUACCUGUUCCACCUCCCGUUCGUCCAACCCAGCCAGCGGAUGGGACUCAUGCCGAUAAACCAAUUACAUGCGGCCUCAGUUUUCACACUUCACCUCCUGACUCCAAAAAAAAGGCUGACUCUGUCUCUUGUCGUAGCAAAGAUGGUUUGGGAUACUACUGUCCCUCCUCCAAAUGUUUGGUACCAAAACCAGGAAAGACUGAACCAAUAACCCCUUUUUCCGAUUUCACCUUCGAAAAUUGCGACCGGCUGGCUGACAAAGAUUUAGGUGCCCAAACAGCCAUACCUGUAGUUCAUCCAGUUCAAUUUUGGACUCGCAAAGAGGCGGGGAGCUUGACUGUUAAAGGUUAUGAAGAUGUCACUCUCAAGAAUCAGAAACAUGUUUACAUAUGCCGUUCCACCAAAAAAGCUGAUGUCAACUCUAUGAGACCUGUUUGUGAAAAGUGUUCUUCCAAGAAGUUCACGGAUGACCCCGACCCUUCCAGAAAAACCCCAUGAAUAAAUUCAGUGUCAGG
Messenger RNA from Puccinia graminis f. sp. tritici CRL 75-36-700-3, 2702 nucleotides. RefSeq lists its product as uncharacterized. Bases 1 to 2685 code for a protein of 894 amino acids. NCBI's taxonomy places the organism in Eukaryota, Fungi, Basidiomycota, Pucciniomycetes, Pucciniales, Pucciniaceae. The record is from RefSeq and is a predicted model, not a curated record. The transcript has 6 exons.